AUGUCCUCCGAAAAGCGCCCCGCCGCCGACUCCUUCGGUUCCUCACAGCUCGUAAAACGACAAAGAUCAGACGCGAACCUGGGCAGCAACUCUGUCGCCCUUGUCAAUGGCACAGCACGGAAUGGUGCGCUCAUACAAGCGGUACCGCGCACGAGUGGACUGCAAGCUCCGAUUAUGGAAUUGGCAGGACACUCUGGAGAAGUCUUCGCCACCAGAUUUGACCCUACCGGCCAGCACAUCGCUUCGGGCUCUAUGGACAGAUCUAUAUUGCUAUGGCGAACCUACGGACAGUGCGACAACUACGGCGCCCUCAACGGUCACAAAGGCGCGGUGCUGGACCUGCACUGGUCGCGCGACUCGAGAGUUAUCUUCUCCGCCUCGGCAGACAUGAUGCUCGCAAGUUGGGACUUGGAGACCGGGCAGCGGAUACGGCGCCACGCGGGCCACGAGGAGGUCAUCAACUGUUUAGACGUGAGCAAGAGAGGGGAGGAGCUGCUCUUCAGUGCCUCGGACGAUGGGCAUAUAGGGAUUUGGGAUCCACGGCAGAAAGAGGCGAUUGACUUUAUCGAGACUGAAUUCCCCGUAACAGCCGUCGCGCUUGCAGAAGCGGGCAAUGAACUAUACUCGGGCGGCAUCGACAACGACAUCAAAGUAUGGGACUUGCGGAAAAAGGCUGUGACAUAUUCGCUCCUUGGCCAUACGGACACGGUCGUCUCGCUGCAGGUUUCGCCGGACUCUCAGACCCUGCUCUCGAAUUCACACGACUCAACCGUCAGAACGUGGGACAUAAGACCGUUUGCGCCGACCGACAGAAACAUCAAAACAUACGAUGGCGCGCCAUCGGGCAUGGAGAAGAAUCUGUACAAGGCGAGCUGGGAUCCCAAAGGGCAGAGAAUCGCAGCGGGAAGCGGCGACCGAAGUGUGGUGGUCUGGGAAGCAAGCAGUGGGAAGCUGCUGUACAAGCUUCCAGGGCAUAAGGGAUCUGUCAACGACGUCCGCUUCUCGCCGACCGAAGAGCCGAUCAUCGUGUCUGGCUCAUCAGAUCGUACGUUAUUGCUGGGGGAGUUGGGGAGGUGA
Molecule: messenger RNA, 1077 nt
Organism: Coniosporium apollinis CBS 100218
Lineage: Eukaryota; Fungi; Ascomycota; Dothideomycetes
Exons: 6
Coding region: 1-1077 (358 amino acids)
Cellular component (GO): catalytic step 2 spliceosome
Molecular function (GO): protein binding; RNA binding
Source: RefSeq, a predicted model, not a curated record